CUUCCCUAUAUCAUCUCCCCCGAAUCCCCCGACUUCCAUUGCAAGGAGCGUACCCGCUCAUUUCUCCCUUGUUCUUCUCUCUCGCACACAAUUUUACGACUCCCGUCUCCCCUACAUUUCUUGGCCCAAGAUUUCCCUUUCCUCUCUACAAAUAGCAGAACUAUCAGCGAAUCCAUUUGACUGUUUUCUUCCUCUCUUCAACAUCCACAUUUCCCUCCUUCUUGGUUGGUUUCUGUAUCAUUUUAUCAUCUGGGGUUUGAAAUCUAGUUGAAUUGCUGCGAUUUUGGCAUUGUAGAGUAUUGAAACUGAAGAUUUAGUGCCCACCAAAGCAUCUGCUUCCAAUGGGUUCUUGUAAUGGAGAGAAUCAUCCUGCUGUUGGUGAUGUGGAGCAACCAUUUAGGAUCUUUGUGGGCUAUGAUGUUCGUGAAGAUCUUGCUUAUGAGGUUUGUCGCUAUUCCAUUAUGAAGCGAUCUUCAAUCCCUGUUGAGAUCAUACCUAUCAAACAGGCAGAUCUGAGAAAGGAUGGUGUUUAUUGGCGUGAGAGAGGACAAUUUGAAAGCACUGAGUUCUCGUUUUCACGAUUCUUAACGCCGUAUUUGGCGAAUUAUAAAGGAUGGGCAAUGUUUGUUGAUUGUGAUUUUCUGUAUCUUGCUGAUAUUAAGGAACUGAGGGACUUAAUUGACAAUAAGUUUGCAGUUAUGUGUGUUCAUCAUGAUUACACACCAAAAGAAACUACAAAAAUGGAUGGGGCAGUUCAAACUGUGUAUCCGAGGAAGAAUUGGUCUUCAAUGGUUUUGUACAAUUGUGGGCAUCCAAAGAACAAAGUGUUGACACCUGAGAUUGUCAAUACUCAAACUGGUGCAUUUCUUCAUAGGUUUCAAUGGCUUGAGGAUGAUGAAAUUGGGUCAGUCCCAUUUGUUUGGAACUUUCUUGAGGGCCAUAACAAGAGUGUGGAGGGUGAUUUAACUACUCUUCCUAAAGCAAUUCAUUACACUCGCGGUGGGCCGUGGUUUGAAGCUUGGAAGAAUUGUGAAUUUGCAGAUCUCUGGCUGAAAGAAAUGGAAGAGUAUAAGGAGGCCAAGAAGAAAUCUGAAGAAUAGAGAUCAAACAUGAAAGUAAGUUCUCAAGGUUUAAUUGUGGAGUUGAAAUUCUUUGGAUAUUUGCUUAAUAUUCUUUAGAUUGGUUAUGAUUGGUUGAACUGUAGAUUUCAAUAUGGUAUAUCAGAUUCUAUGAAGGCCUUUGAAAAUGGUGCUCUGAAGAUUUGUAGUAUAGUAUUAUUACUGGGAUUGUAGGAACAUACAUCAUCUUCUAGAAGUACUAUUUUUCUGUUGUUCUACAUCUGUUCCUACUAUAAUUGAUCAGGUGGUGAAUUUCCUAAACAUUCUAAGUUGUAGGUUUGAUUAUCCUCCUUAAUUUAUCAUGUAAUAUUGUAUCAGAAAUCAAGAAUCUGCUUUCUAAUUUAUUGUGUAAUACUGUACAAGAAAAAAAACUGUGAUGAAUGUCAGGUUUGUAAGCUUGUAAUAGUAAUGCUCACAAUUUAUUGAUUCAGAAAGCUAUUUGUUUUUUUUUUCC
Messenger RNA from Benincasa hispida (wax gourd), 1572 nucleotides. RefSeq names its product Nucleotide-diphospho-sugar transferases superfamily protein (gene CDI). Lineage: Eukaryota; Viridiplantae; Streptophyta; Magnoliopsida; Cucurbitales; Cucurbitaceae. The record is from RefSeq and is a predicted model, not a curated record.